Molecule: messenger RNA, 494 nt
Organism: Arachis duranensis
Lineage: Eukaryota; Viridiplantae; Streptophyta; Magnoliopsida; Fabales; Fabaceae
Product: oxysterol-binding protein-related protein 4C
Exons: 2
Coding region: 6-431 (141 amino acids)
Cellular component (GO): membrane; cytosol; intracellular membrane-bounded organelle
Molecular function (GO): sterol binding
Source: RefSeq, a predicted model, not a curated record
GUAUUAUGAUGCAGGACACGUCAAAUAAUAUUGUGCUGACUAAGCCAUUCUCAGUACUGGCACAAGAAUCAGAUGCUGAGACAGUUUAUAAAGCUCCCAAUCUUAUGAAACGAAUAUUAAGUUUAUUUAAGAACGUGCGGCCAGGAUCUGAUCUUACUCACUUUCAGCUGCCAGCUCUAUUUAACUUGCCAAAGUCAACACUCCAAAUCUAUGGUGAACAAGUGUACUCCACAAGCACAGAUUUGCUAAGCAUGUGCAACAAAGGGAAGAGUCCUGUUGAUAGACUCACUUCUGUUGUGGCAUGGUAUAUAUCUACCAAACGCCCUACAAUCUUUGGAGUUGUUCCCUACAACCCCAUCCUUGGAGAAACACACCAUGUUUCUAAAGGAAAUCUUAAUGUCUUGUUAGAGCAGGUACACUUGUGUUAUUAAUUAUUAUGCUCACAAAGUUAAUGGCUAUACUCUUCUAUAUAGUGUACCUGAAAAAAUUCUCAU